Ceutorhynchus assimilis (cabbage seed weevil) is the source of this 8422-nucleotide messenger RNA. The record is from the annotation of a GenBank genome assembly. NCBI's taxonomy places the organism in Eukaryota, Metazoa, Arthropoda, Insecta, Coleoptera, Curculionidae.
CUUAACGCGCGCAUUGUGUGCACCGAAUCCGACCAAAAACGCGACGUUUUCAUUCAAUCAACUUUCUCGUUUCUUCGCGGCAAGUGCGAGUAUCUACGCUCCUGCUAUAGAGUGCCGUGUACACGACGAAGAGUGCGUUUCAGGAUUUUCAGGAACUUUUUCAGGAUCUGUGACCCGAUCAGUGUUUUGUUUUAUUGGACAAUUAUCUUGUUGUUUUAAGUAAAUACCAUAAAAGUCGUUCACGCUCAAGACUGCCUAGAUGGUUACGCCCCCUAUCGUGUCCCGAUGAAGCAACCAUGUCUGAUAACCACAGGGACUCUCGCGCGGGUCGCAUCGCCCGCUACAAAGAAGAACGUCGCAAACAACUCGCGGAACAGUUCAGCACCAGCAAUUUCGACUCUUCUCUACGUGCGAAUGUCAACAAUGCUGGCUCUUCGAGUAGCUCGGAGGGGCCCAGGCCCACCCGAACAUCCAGGCUGAGAGCUCAAGCCGCUACCAGUCAGAUUCAAUUAGGAAGUCCUACAUUUGGAAAAUUAGAGAAGGGUGUGUCGCCUUUGUCGUCGGACUCCCCCAAAGGCAAGCUCGAAAGGGACAAAAGCAGCAAAAGGAAGUCGAAUUUGAAUAGAUCGCUUACAUGCGAAGCGGUUCCUCCUAACAGUCUUUAUGACGAUCCUAAAACCGCUCGAAGACGUCGUCGAUUUUUCCCACCAGAAGUUCUAGAACAAACUCCUACAAUGCCGACCAACGAAUAUACUGCCUCUCCAGCCACUUCGAAUUUGCCUUCACCUCAACUGCCCACUGCCUCUACCUCGCCAAGCGCUAGUUCUUCCUGUUACAAUAAUUCACCACUAAGACUCACUCCCAAACGAUCUGAACUGUCCAUUCAUAUGGAAAAUGCUCGACGAAGCGUUAUAACUCCGCCAACUUCUGAAUCGCACAAAUACAAACCGUUUGCUUUAAGGAAAACGCAAACUUCCAGUCCCAGGGAUAAAACUGCUGCAAACUCACGUAAUGGUGAUGUAAAUAAAGAAGAGGAGACAAAAGGAGCUAUAAGACGUUCUACAAGCUCAACCUCAGAUAAGGAAACAAACCGAAUUAUAGCUAAAAGAAUAGACGAAUUAAGCGCUUUUACUCGGGACACUUUAGCUAGUUUAGAGAGAUUGGCCAAUAGGAAUCGUGAAAUUCGUAACAGACAAAGUCCUGCUAAACAGGUUGAUAAAUUUUCAAGAUAUUCACCAGGACCUUCGUCGAUACUCAAAAAGAAACCGAGAGAGGAAAAAGAGACUGUUGUAGUUGUAGUUAAUGAGCCCCCUGCUCCCGCACACGCGGCUCCGGUGUCUAUUUUAAAACGAAAAGUAGCCCUAGAUGAAAAGACUGAAUCCCAUUCGACACACACGCCACCGGUGACUUUUUCGCCGAGCGUAGUGGAGCCGGCGACGACCAAUAGGAAGCAGGGAAUUUUAAAGAAAAGACGUAGUUUAGACGAAUCCACUGUGAUGAGGCAUAGAAGCUGCAGUCCGGACGUUUCCAAUAAUAAAACUUCUGAUUCUAGAUCGAUCCUCAAGAAUCAACGAAGAUCGUCCUUGGAAGAACUUCGUCGUAUUCAAUCGCCGGAAGUCCAUAUUCAAGGCAUUCUUAAGCGAAAAACAUCAAAAAAUGACGAAGACGAUAUAUCUCUUAACUCGCCUCAAGGAAUUCUCAAAAGACGUUCUGGCGCUAGUAGUGCCGGGAGUUCUGGUAGUACUCCGCACGUUUCGAUUACGACUGCAGUUAUACUGGCAGCUGCUCGAGGUGCCGAGAUGAUUCUCGAACCGGAUUCUGUUAGACCUAUUUUGAAGAAAAAGAGCUUUUCAGAGGAGUAUUCUUGCAGUGAAAGUAUUUCUUCUGACACACCUAGACCAAUCCUUAAAAAGAAAUCUAGCACUGAUACAGAUGAUGGCGAGGAUAGUAAGCCUAUGAGGCCAAUUUUGAAGUUACCUAAAACUAGAAGUGAGGCGAUGGAUGCUGGUCAAGAAAAACGCCGAUACUCGAGAUUCAAUGGCGAAGCGGAUGGUGACACAAAACCCUCAAUCCUAAAAUCUGGCUCGUCUAGAGCCGAAUCUCCAAGACCGCGCCUAUCGUUUUGCGGUGACACCAGCACCGGGGUAGAAGAUUCAGUUGAAGCUGCUAGACGGGGCUCUCGCAGAUCUUACACUAUUUGCUCCGACUUUAACGUCCAAUCGAACGCCAUAAGCCGUGAUAAGCAAGACGAUAGAGAUUUGAAAAAGGCGCGUCCUUUGUCAGUAUCGGAAUUGGUUAAGACGUUCGAGCAGCAAGUGAUCAGUAGGCCUUCUGAAGUGAAAACUGGUGCUGUACCAAAGAGGAUUAGUCAGAAGAGGAAUAGUGAUAGGUAUAGGACGCAGCCUGUGACAUCAAAUGAACUAGAGGAAAGCCGAAAUUUACUCCGUCAAGAAGAAGCUCACUCAUCCAGACCGUCACAUUUGCCUUACCACUCACUGACUGGCUCUUCUAAAUCCUUAGAUACAGGAACUUCUUCCUUGAAAGAUGACAGCCGUUUGAACUCUUUUCUGUCAUCGCCGUUUCAUUCCACGUGCCUGCAAGGAGUUGCAAUUUCUCCAGAAAGCCCUGCUUGCCACAAAACCUCAUCAGACUCAGCAUUUCAGUCAUUAGGUGACGGAUUGGAAUUAGAAGAGCCCCAGGAAGAAACUGAAGAGCUUAAUAUUCAAACAGAAAUGUCGUCAUUGGCAAGCGAAAUGAAAGCCUUAGCUGAAGAAGCAAAGAAGAAAAGACUUGAAAGAGAUCUAGCAGCUACUGAACGUCGAGGAAUACUCAAACCACCUCAAUCCGAAUCUUCUCUACCGCGUCGCAGUCAAUCGUUCGCGUCACCGCGUACUCUACUCAAAAAUCGUGAAACUUCGGUCUUAGAAACGCCUCGUCACGAAUCGGCUUUUCAUAAAGUAAAAUCGACGCGUACGGAAGUUUCCGUGGACAAAGACGACGAAGGUAUUUCGUGUAACGAUUCCGGAUCCGAUUCCGAAACUUCAGACUUGAAAGGCAAAACUCCAAAGUUCAAUGUUAAGUUGUGCGGAGAUGAUACUACUUCGGAAGGGGAAAGUUCUGGAGGACGCGAAGUCAAGAGUAUAUUUAGGAACGACAACAGGCUGAGUUUGAGCUUCAAACAACAACUAGAGGGCUGCUUAUCGAAAAGUAAAAGUUCCUCGUUCCUACGUCCAACAUCAGCAAAAUUAUGUGAAGCCUCCAGUGAUUCAAGGAGCUUCGAAGAACCAAACAGCUUCGAAGAUUCCGAAAUAACCGCACGAAGAGGAUCUACUAAUCUUAGAAGGUCGCACACUCACACCGCAGGAGCGAUGCCUCGUUCCAUAGCCGAUUUAAGAGCCAAGCUUCAAGAAAGUGGCGAAAAGGCAUGGAUGAAGAGGGUGCCGCUAAAUAACAAUAGCUGCGACGAACUCAAGUUUUUAAAAGAAAGAAAUCGCUAUAAUGACGAAUUAUCUGAAAAGACCCUAUUGUCAUCGAAAAAAGACGAACUAGACGCUGCUGCCAAACAAUGGAAAGCUCGCGUGGAAAAGAGCGAUGCCGAAAAAUUCUCUGUGGCUGGGAAAAUGGGCGAAAAGAUCCGGGACGCUGUCCCUACUAUCAAUAUACCUUCGGCUGAUAAGACUAAGAAAGUACCACCUGCCAAAAGAUACAAGGGAAAGGAAGAUUCAUCGUCCACGCCAUCUUCGCCCGAGAAAAAUGCACAUUUUGAUCUCACUAGAAGUAAAUCUGCCAUAUCUCCUAUUGCUUCUAAGCAAACACCUGAAGUAACGCCAACUAAAGUUCAAAGCCGUAUGGUUCCAAUCCUGAAACCCGAUGACUACACUUUUACCAGUUUUUUUGAAAGUGUGGAACAAUCGAAAAGUACCAAUGAAAGAUUGGAAGUGAAUCCGGAAGAUUUCGAUGCUGUUGAGAGGCAAUCGUUGUUGACGUUUAGGAAAAAUGUACAGGUCCGUCGAAGAAGAGUUGCUACCAAAAAUCCCAUCAAAGCAUUGGCUGACAGAACAGAUAUUGUUAACGAAUACACCGAGGUAAUUACUGGGGUAGCAGAGAGAGAGAAGAAAAGACUGAAUAUAGAAAAACUUGCCCAAAAUUCAAAUAAAGCCCUCGAAGCACUAGCGGGUCUAGCGAGCAACGAGGACUUUAAAUCAGUAGCCUUGAAAAAGAACUCCGGCCCCACUUUACUUCAGCCCUGGAGCGAUUUGAUGCUUCUACAAAUCAAAGGCCGUCGCCACAUUCAAACGCGUUUAGUGGAACCAGUGGCUAGUAGCAUUAACGAAGGCGAUUGCUACAUUUUAAUAACUCCAACUGUUUUGUAUAAUUAUACUGGAGCUUUUUCCAAUGUGAUAGAGCAAAGCAGAGCGGUCGACGUGGCAAAUCAUAUACAAAAAUGCAGCGAUAUGGGUUGUAAAGUUUCUAAAGUUAUCAAUGUUGCUGGUAAAGAUGUAGCCAAGAGGCAACUGGAAGUUUUUUGGAAACUUUUAGGUGCUCCAAAUGUUCCAGACACUAUUGGAGCUGGACAUCCUAAUGAAGACGAGACUUACGAGUCGAAUAUUUUAACAACUAACAUGAUUUAUACUGUAGAUGAUAAUGAGUUGAUACCCUACGAUCCCUAUUGGGGUACCUUGCCUAAAAUCGAAAUGCUUAACGAAACAAACGUGAUUGUCUUCGAUUUUGGUUCAGAAAUGUAUGUGUGGAGUGGCAAAAAUGCUCCAUUGGACAAAAAGAGGCUGGCCUUGAAGUUAGCUAAAGAAAUGUGGGACGAAGGGUAUAACUAUAGCGACUGCAGCGUAAAUCCUUUAAAUGUAGUAGAGGCUUUAGGUGAAAGAAAAGCUAAAGAUUUGCCAUUGAUUGCCGAUAAAAGACCAACAUGGGCCUUGUUUGCCAAAAUUACUCAGCACAGAGAAACAGUGCUAUUCAGAGAAAAAUUCUUGGAUUGGCCUGAUUUUUCUAGAGUUAUAAGAGUCAGAAAUAGUGACGAAGGGUUAAAACGUGGUAAGGGUUCAAUUGAAAUCAAGCCCUGCAAUGUGGACGAAAUGUUGAAACAAAAAUCUUGCAAUCCUGAUUUGGUUGUCCAAAAUAUUCAUUUGGGACGAGGCGAUCAAUAUUUUGACGAAGAAACGCGGCGGCUGUUUGAGUAUGACACUUUAGAACUAAAGGCUUGGAGAAUUUUGGAGAAUACGCACAAGGAAUUAGGAGAAAAGUCUAUUGGUCAAUUUUAUGAUGGAGACAGUUAUAUUUACUCCUGGCGAUUCAGACAAACAGUAAAAGGCAGAGAACUAAACGGCAAACCAUCAAAACAUUUACAAGUGGGCAGAGAUACAAGUAUUUUCUUUUGUUGGCAUGGAAGCAAGUCUUCAAUAACAGAAAAAUGCACUGCUGCAUUUUUAACUGUUGAAUUGGACCAGCAAAAUGCACCGCAAGUCCGUAUAGUACAAGGAUCCGAACCUGCAGCUUUUCUAAGGCUUUUCAAUGGCUCGAUGGUUAUUCAUCAAGGUAAACGCGACGAAGUAAGCCAAAGCGGCAAGCCUCGAUUGUUUAUGGCCAGAGGCGAAAUGGAAGAGGAGGCAUAUUUAAUGGAAGUUCCUUUAGAAAUGGCCAGUUUACGGAGCCGCUCUUCUUUUGUGCUUUUUAAUGGAAAGGAGGUGAUUAUUUGGCACGGCUGCAAGGCGAGCAAACAAAAACAAAAAGUCGUCAAAGAUGUGACUAAUAAAAUACUGAAAAAUAAUCCUGACGAGCUGUUGUUUGACAAUUCCGACUUGGAAAUUGUUGAGGUGAAAGAAGGACGAGAAAAUGGAAGUUUUUUGGAUGCUGUUGGUAGCAACCGGAGUUCGUAUUAUUCUUUAGUGGACAAUGACAAAAACUUUGAGUUUACUCCCAGACUAUUUAAAAUGUCCAGCAUCACAGGGAACUUUAUUGCUACUGAACUGUUGUGUCCUCACAGGAGCGAUCAUUCUAGUCCCUAUCCUUUUGUGCAAUCAGAUCUUUAUACUUCUAGUCAACCAGGUUUGCUCCUCUUCGAUAACAAUCACGAACUGUGGCUGUGGCAAGGUUGGUGGCCCGAAAACGAUGAAGAUAGCGAACUGAAUACCGAUCAGACUGGAUCAGGAGCUAUCAGAUGGCAAGCGGAGCGUAGAGCGGCUAUGCAAACAGCUGUAAACUAUUGGAAAAAAAUCCAUGACGAGGACGAACCUUUGGUGGGGCAUUUGGUUUGGGCGGGACUGGAACCUUUGGAGUUCAGAAAUUUGUUUCCCAUGUGGGAAGUCCGGGAAGAUGUUAGGGAACUAAAUCUGCAGGAUGGUAAAAAUCAAGAUGACAAAUUAAACCUCCAAAGAGAAUUAGCACUCCUUUCACGUACCACCUACUCUCUGGAUGAAAUCCUUCAACGUCCUCUUCCCGAAGGUGUCGAUCCCACUCAACUUGAAAUCUAUUUGUCUGACGCCGACUUUGAAACACUUUUGGAAAUGUCCAAGGAAGAAUUCGAAAAACUACCUUCAUGGAAAAAGACAGCCCUGAAAAAAGAAAAAGGAUUGUUUUGACCGAUUGUGCAGGGCGUUCUAGGGACGUUGGGUUUUAUAUUUGGAAAAUGUUUUGUGUUCGGUGGCACAGUUUAAGUUGUUAUUUUAUUUUUAAGUUCACAUAUCAUGGAAAAAUAUUUUUGUAAAGCUUUGGAGAAAAUUACACUUUUUUUCUUUUGUAAAAUGUAUGAUCAACCAAACCUAACUACCAUGAAAAUGGGGGUUUAAAUUAAUCGAAACUGCCAUUUUUCGUAGCUUUCUCGAAACAAAACGGGAUAUUUGCAUUUGUACUUACAUUUUUUAAAUAGCAAAAGGACUUAUUGAGGAUUUUAAUAGAAACUUACACCAAAAUUGAAUGUAGAUGACUUUAAAAGUUUUUUGACUAAGAAAAAAUAAUUAAUCUAAAGUCCGUUUAACAAGUUACUAGACAAAACAUACUUGGAUUUCCUAGAGGAAAAUCUAUAGUAUUAAAACGUUUUAUACUAAUCUAGAUGGACUACCUAUAUUAUAAUAUAAUCAUUUUGAAAUUUGUUUGUGAUAAUUUAUCUCUAAUUAUUAUUAUUAAUGUUAUUUUAGAAUAUAGUAUAAACUGUGAUUAGGUUAAUAAUUCAAUUGAGCCCCAUUUUUUUUGCAGGCAAAAAAUUCCUGCUGUGUAAAUAAAUUUUUCAAAAAUCCGGUGCCUUGAAGCAAAUUAGUUUAUGUAAUUUGGAUCUCGGUCCUGUUUUCUAGUCUUUUUGUCCAUUUACAUUGCAUUGAAGUAAAUCAUAGAGGGCACUAGUGUUGUAAGGGUUUUUUGUAUAAUAAACGCUAUUGCGAAUUUAUUGUUAUAGGAAACCGUUUGUACUAACAACUACAGGCUAAAUGAUUUUUGUUUUAGUCUGUACUAUUUAUAAUUAAUCCUAGAUUUGUAUUACUUUAUACUAAAAAAAAAAAUCGUUUCUCAAAUUAUUGUUAUUUGUAGCCUUAUUUCUGUCACAUAAUAAAUAUACAAGAUGUUCAUGUAUCCGACUAUUUCAAAGUUACCCCAAAUGUCUUAUAACAUUUUCUUUUUAUGAAAGUGUUGCAUAAAUUAUGAUUUGUACGUUUUGCUUAUCUCGUAUUCAACACAUAUAUCGCCGCUGUCAUUACGAAGUGGCCAAUCUCUGAUUUAAGAACUUUUCAGGAGAACGUUUUGAAGAAAACUCUACUGUUCAUUUUAUCUGUAGCAGAACUUGUUUUUUUAUCUAUAACACAAAAGUAUACUUAGAACAUUGAGACAUAUCUUUUUUUAAAAAAAAGAUUGGACUUUUUCUGUAAAUAAAUUAUUAAGAAGAUAGGCCCGUUCGUAAUAACAAAAACAAAUGUUUGGCUGUUUGACAAAGCAGAUAUGCCGCUAAAAUUGAAUAAUGGCCACACGGUGUAACAUCUAUUUGAGAUAUUUGUAUAUUCAGCAGAUUCUGCAUUAUUGGCUGUUUUGUAUCUUUGUAAUAUAGCUAUUAUCCAUUGUAUAUCGCUUUUUCUACUACAUACUAAAAUACCGUUAAAUAAACUGCUGGACAAUUACUUUCGAACAGAGGAAAAAUUUUGCCUAACUUUCAAGCUGAAUAUUUUUGGAACCAGACCAAAUAUCGACCUCCGGUUUUCACGGGCCAACAGAUUGACUUAUGGAAACCAGAAAUUGAUGUUUUGGUUCCAAAAAUAAUAAGCUUGAAAGUUAGGCAACAUUAUUCUUCUGUUCGGAAGCAAUUGUCCAGCAGUUUAGUAUAUUUGUAAUAAUAAUUAUCGUACUCUUUUUUUGUUGUUGUGUAUUUGUCAGUGUUUUGUACGUUAUCCUUUUUCAAUUAAUUAAUAAAAUAUUUUGAUUAAAAUCG